This is a messenger RNA of Lepisosteus oculatus (spotted gar), 5076 nucleotides long. RefSeq names its product family with sequence similarity 184 member B (gene fam184b). Lineage: Eukaryota; Metazoa; Chordata; Actinopteri; Semionotiformes; Lepisosteidae. The record is from RefSeq and is a predicted model, not a curated record.
CAUUACAGGGAUCCUAUACCCCCCCCCCCCAAAAAAAAAGUUAGACUACUGUCUCGCAGUGUCCGCAAAGGAAUGUUUAGUAUCCAAGUACUGUAGGGUUCUGGCAGCAGAUGUGAGAAACUUGGUGAUCAUGUAGAAGAAACAUUCAGCCUUGCAGGCGCUGUUCUUCAUUCACAACGCAGCAUUUUUUUUUUAAUGAAAGAUGUCAGGCACCUGCAAAAUAACGAGGGAUCAUUCGGUCGUUUGACGAAAUUGUUCCCUGUAUGUGGAUGUUUUGCAGCAAAUGAGCAAGAAACUUCCUGAAGGAGAAGAGGUGAGAUGGCUUCAAGCUCCAAUAAAACAACGCAGCCUGGAGGAGCAUGCAACGGGACUGCUGCAGACUAUACUAACAUAGAGCAGGAGCUGUACGACUACCAGAUGCACAUGAAAAUGUGUAAAAAAAUCGCACAGCUAACCAAGGUGAUUUAUGCCCUGAACACCAAAUGCGACGAGCACGACUCCUCGCUUCAGGCUCUGAAGGAGGCACACCAGGAAGAGAUCGAGCAGAUCAUGGAGGAGACUCAGGAGAAGAUCCUGAAGUACAAAAGCCAGGGGGAGGAGGAGACGGACCUGCACCAGCGCCUGCAGGCCAUGGAGGAGACCCUGGAGCAGUAUGAAAGGCUGAAGGACGAGGCGCUUACUGACUUUGAGACAUACCGCCGACAGACUGAAGAACGGGAGCUGAAGUCCCAGACUGAGCAUGCCGAGCGCAUCAUGGCCCUCUCCACGGAGAUGGUGGACCUGAAGAAGGACUUCGAAGGCAAACUCCAGGCUCUCGCUGGACUAAAGGAGCAGCUGGAACAGGAGAAGGAGAAGGCCCAGGCCGAACUGGAGAGGACCAACCAGGAAUCCCAGAGCCUGCAGGAUGAGUGCCGGGAGCUACGUAGAAACAGCAUGGGGGAGAGGAGCCGCUUGGAGGAGAUGUGCCAGACCAGGACAAGAGCCCUGAGAGAGGAGCUGGAGCGGCUCAGGGCCGAGAGGCUCAGGCUGGCCGAAGAGUUUGAGCAGAAGGUGAGCAGCUUGAAGGCUGCUCACCAGGAGGAGCAGGAGUCCCUGAAGAGAACGCUGCAGCAGUCGCUGACCGACACGCUCACACAGUGGCAACAGAGGGAGCUGGAGCACAGGAACGCCAUGCAGGCUUCUCUGCAGCAAAAGCUGAAGAGGAUGGAGGGGGAGCUGGAAGCCAAAGGGCAGCAGCUAAACGAAUGCAGGAGGCAUUCUCUGAAAUUACAGGACAGGAUGCAGGAUUUGGAAACGCAACUAGAGGAAGCACACCACAAAGUUGCUGAGGCUGUGGCCAGUAUGAAGAAAUCAGAGGAGGAGAUGUCUGUGGCCAAAGAGAGACUUAUUCUGCAGGAAAAUGAAUUACUAAACAAAUCAGAGGAACUGCUGAGCCAGUGCUCGUCCCAGAGUAAGGCAUCGGCACAGGCGGAUGAGUUCAAACGCCAGGUUCUUCAGCUGCAGAAACGCGUCAAAGAGCUGGAGCAGCAGGACGGCGGGAAGGCCAGCGAUCACGCCCAGCACGUGAAACAGCAUGUGGAGGCCCUUUCUGCACAGAAGCAGGAGCUGCAGAGGGCUCACGUGGAAGAGGUGAGGCGGGUCAGGAGGCAGACGGAAGAGGAGAAAGCCCGUUUGAAGGAGCAGCUCAUGAAGAAACUGGAGGACCUGGUGAAGAAACACACCGCUGAGCUCAAGUCAGUUCAGACUACCAUGGAAAAUGAGAGAAAGGCUAAAAAGGAUCUCCAGACUCAGGUUGAAGAGCUGAAAAGGAAAAUGGAGAGUGAGAGAAACAAGCUUGAAAAAGAUAAGAAAGAUAUUUCCAGCAGAUUGGAAGAAUCUGUCAGUGAGAUCUCUAGGCUGAAGUCUCUAAUACAAUGCAGUGAGUGCAGCACUGAGCAAACAGCACCUCCAGAGGCUCCUUGCACAGAGCACCGUGAGAGGUGGAAGGGGGAGCUGCAUCAGGCAAAGCUCAUCAUCGCUAAACUGAAGGAGGAGCUCAAACAGCAGGAAGAAAAACACCACAUAGAUAUCACAGCUCUGAAAAAAGAAAAAGACAAGCUUGAAGAGAAAAGUUUAAGACAGGUGGAGCGAAGUCAUGAAGAACAAAUGAGGCCAGAGCAUGAUCAGCUCGGGUGUGAGCACCCGAGAAAAGACCACAGAGAAGAGCAUCUGACUGCCCUGAGCCAGCUGCAGAAGGACAAGGACGCAGAAAUCAAGGAAUUAGAGGCAAGCUGGCAAAACAAAAUGAAAGACCUGCAGUCACAGAUUGAAGAACAGAAGAUUAAAUCUGGGACAGAGGGCAGUUAUCAAGGACCGGACCAGCUCACCAAAGAGGUUGAAAACUUGAAGCUGGAGCUCCAGGAAACCAAGAGAAUAAACCAGAGCCUGCUUGCUCAGCUCGAAACUGUCACUCAAGGGAAGCAAAAAAAUAUAGAAAACCAUGAACUUAAGGAGGUGGAAGGGCGUCUGUGGUGGCAGUAUGAGGAGGCUCUCAGGGCUGAGAAGCACUCUCACCAGCUGGCCCUGCAGGCCCUGGAGGAGUCGGCCCAGGCCGAACUGCAGGCCGAGCGGCAGAGGCAGCAGGAACGGCAGAAAACCCUCCUGGAAAGACAGAAAGCAGAGCUGACUCAGCAGCAUGCAGGCUGGUGUAAACAGGUGGCGCAGAGACACAUGAAGCAGAUUGAGGAGCUCCAGGCAGAGCUCAGGACUCACACAGAGCUCAUGGCUCUGCAGCAGGAUUUCAGGCAGCAAAGCCAAGUGCAGGCCUUUGAGAGACAGUUGGAAGAGUGCCAGCGUGAGGUCUUGGGGCUGAGGAAGGAAAACGUAGAACAGAGAGAGCAAAUGGCCUGUCUCCGAUCAGAGGUGGAGCUGAAGACACGGGAAAUACAGCAGCUCCAGGAGGCAGAACAGCAUCAGAGGAGGUCAUGGGAGGAAGACAUACUGGCUGGGCAUAAUAUAGAGGUCGAGUGUCUGAAACGGGAUCAUAGGAAAGAGAUUCAGACCAUUGUGUCUGACUUCAGCAGUGCUCAGACUCGACUGCAAGCAAGAAUUGUCUCCUUGGAAACUGAAUUAAAGGAAAAGGAUGAAAAUGCCAAGAGACAGGGGUCAAGAAUGGACGAUUUGCACAUCAUAGGGAAACUCCAGGAUAAGCUUAGUGAGAGAGACCAUGUUAUUAAGCGACUUGUGGAGGAGCGUAGAUGUCAUCAGUCUCCUCAGGUCAACCCAGAGGGUAGCAUUGUUAAAUCCUAUGAAAACCAUCCACAUCCCGGGAGCUUAACCCCAACUUUGAAGAAAAAGAAAAUGGAAGAAAUGCCCCCUCGGGUCACAAGCGUUCCAAACCUUAGCUCCUACGAGAAGAGCUUCCAGGGCUAUGAAGUGAAUCCAGACGGCAGAUGUCCUCAAGCCGCAAAGUCUCCCAGCUUUGAGCAUGGGAGAAGUGCUUUCAGGACUAAUAAUCGUCCUGCUCCAGCUCCAGAACUGAAGCCUGGAAGAAGCCCAGUGGAACAGAAAUGCCUUGACCAAGGAGCUGAAGUUCAGGAUCCUCAACGUCAGGAGUGGUUUACGAAAUACUUCUCCUUCUAAGAUUAAUGAACCUUCUGUACAUUAAAAUGAUCCUAAAACCUAGAAUAAAAUACUUCUAAUAAGCUGUUUGCACAUACAGAAAAACACCUUUUCUCACUGAUUAACGUAAUAGAAAAUACUGUAUAAGAAAAGUCGGAAACCAGUCAAUUUGUGUGAAAAGGGAUGUGAAUUAAAUUAUUUUUGGAGUUUGUCCUUGUAAGUUUGUGCCAUUUUCACUGGAUGAGAUUUGUUUGCAACACUGCUGGAACUACAGGGUUUUUCACAGUGGUUUAACUAUUGACUAAGUACUAAGAACAAGCUGAGCUCUGGUCCUAACAAGUCAAUUUCAUCAGUCAGGUAAUUUCUCAAUCCUAGUUCUAAGCCAUGGGUUUCCCAAAUCUGUUCCAGGCAAUGCCCCCCACCACACCCCAACUACCAGUCCAAGCCUAGAUUUUCUUUACUGCUGUAAUUACAUAAAACAUAUGCAAGACGGCUUGUAAUUUAGGUAAAAUCCGGACAUAACAUUUAUUACACAAGGUAAACCACUGUAAAAACAUCUAAAAACAUCAUGGGUGGGGGGUCCUGAAGACAGGUUUGGAAAACACCAGAACAGAAAAGAAUACAAUAAGGGGUCCAAGACAAUGCCAGCAGAUAGCUGGAGAAAGAACACACCCCUCUCCCCCCACAGGCCCGACCAAUGCUGUUCUGUUGUCAAGAAAGUAAACUACUCCCUACCACAGAUCUAACUUAUCUACAUUGCAGCUGAAUAUCUGGAAGAUGGGAAAAUACAAAUGUUUGGCACAAGAGCUGUAAGCAUCUCUGGUUUUCACUCCUGGGAACUCUCACCUGCUGGAUUGCAGGUGGAGUACAGGAGGCCAUGCAGGGGAAAUGGGAGUGCACAGAGACCACCACAGGCAACAUCCGACAGGCACACUGCUGCAGAAAACAUCUUCAGCUAAAGCUACAGCCUAAAGCAGCAGUGACCUGAUGCAAAAUACUUUUUGCAACAAUCAGCGAAGACAUCUUCAAAAGUGGAAGAGGGAUAUAAAAAUGAAUUAGAACACCUAUGUUUUAAGAACCUGCUUCCAGUAUACUGUAUGAGAAGUUGCCUAAUUGUAAUUAAAGCCAACUCCUUGUUUUAGUAUAUCUCUCUCUCUCUGCGUCUUGGGAUCCUUUUCACAAAUGCUAUUUGGCAUAAAUACAAUCCUAAGUGCAAACCAUGAUUUUGUGUUUGCAAUGUUAUGCUUUCAUAGAUUUUCACGAAAUGUAUACAGAAAUUAGUACAGCAAUAAUAAUAUUACACACAAUUGUUCUAUUAAAUGUUUAGCCUGGUCUCUUGCGAAGGUUAAGGGAUUCUGAACUAUUUUUAAUGUAACAGCUCCAAUAAGUAGCAUGAAUUAUCGAAGACGGGUUAAUAUGACAGAGAGGCAAGCAGUGAAGGUAACAAAUUUAACCAAUUCAGAAACGCAUGAUAAU